This is a messenger RNA of Thamnophis sirtalis, 5485 nucleotides long. Lineage: Eukaryota; Metazoa; Chordata; Lepidosauria; Squamata; Natricidae. The record is from RefSeq and is a predicted model, not a curated record.
GGUUGAGCUGGAGAAUUGCUCUGGUUUCCCAUGUGCAGAUACCAAUGUCUUAUUGGACGCAGAUGAUUGCCAAGAAAAAGAAGUGUGUCCAAGGUGUGGGAAAACACUCCAAGAUGAAUCUGGAUUAUGUGACUGUAGUGAAAGCCUUUCUGGAGAGAAACAAGAUGAAAGCAGGCAAGAGUUCUCCAGAAGGACCCUUCCUCCUCCUUUACAUGAAAUAAUACAAAAAGGAGGGGAAAUGUUCAAAUAUACAGAAUGUGCAGAAAGUUUCAGUACAAACUGCUCUCUUGUAUUACAUAAAAAGGUUCACAAAGCAGAGGAUCCACACAAAUGUCUGGAUUGUGGAAGGACCUUCAGGCAGAAAAGUCAUCUCAAUUCACAUAAGAGGAUGCAUAAAGGGGAGAAACCUUAUAAAUGCUUGCACUGUGGAAAGACCUUCAGUCAAAAAGGUCAUCUUAAGUCACAUGAGAGGAUCCACACAGGAGAAAAACCAUUUCAAUGCACGGAGUGUGGAAAGAGCUUCCGUUUCUCAGCAAACCUUAAUGCUCAUCACAGAAUCCACACAGGGGAGAAGCCGUUUCAAUGCCUGCAGUGUGGGAUGUGUUUUGCCCGUUCUGAUAGCUUGCAUGCCCACGAACGGACCCACACAGGGGAGAAAGCAUACAUGGAGUAUGGAAAGAGCUCUGGUGAUUCCAGCCACUUAAGUUUCCAUAGAAGAAUCCACAGUGGAGAGAAACUGUAUCAAUGCACCGAGUGUUGGAAGCGCUUCACUAAUGAACAGAAUCUUACUGUCCAUAAAAGGAUCCACACAGGUGAAAAGCCUUAUAAGUGCACCGAGUGUGGCAAAUCCUUCACUCGACUGGGGAAUCUCUCUCGUCACAAAAGGCUCCACACUGGGGAGAAAUCAUAUGAAUGCCGCACAUGUGGAAAGAUCUUCAAUGGAAAAUAUUGCUAUUUAUCACAUAGGAGGACGCAUACUGGGGAGAAGCCCUUUCAAUGCCUGCAAUGUGGAAAGUAUUUUGCCCGUUCUGAUAGCUUGCAUGCCCACGAACGGACCCACACAGGGGAGAAACCAUACAAAUGUCUGGAGUGUGGAAAGAGCUUCGGUGAUUCCAGCAACUUAAGUUCCCAUAGGAGAAUCCACAGUGGAGAGAAACCGUAUCAAUGCACCGAGUGUGGGAAGUGCUUCAAUAAUCAACAGAAUCUUACUGUCCAUAAAAGGAUCCACACAGGUGAAAAGCCUUAUAAGUGCACUGAGUGUGGCAAAUGCUUCACUCGACUGGGGACUCUCUCUCUUCACAAAAGGCUCCACACUGGGGAGAAACCAUAUGAAUGCCACACUUGUGGAAAGAGCUUCAAUGGAAAAUAUAAACUAAUGAGCUAUAAAAGGAUUCACACAGGGGAGAAACCUUAUAGGUGCACGGAAUGUGGGAUGAGUUUUAGAAAAAAUAGUUACCUUUGUAUCCACAAGAGAAUCCACACCGGGGGGGGGGAGAAACCAUAUAUAUGUCAUGAGUGCGGAAAAAGCUUUAGUGGAAAUCAUUCACUAAGGAUCCAUAGAAGACUUCGCUCAUGGGAGAAGCCCUAUAAAUGCCUGGAGUGUGGAAAAUGUUACAGAGACAGUGGCAAGCUUACCUUCCACAUGAGGAUCCACACAAGAGAGAAGCCAUUUAAAUGCAUUGACUGUGGAAAGAGUUUCAGAGAUGGCAGGAAUCUUACGGUUCAUAAAAGAAUUUGCACCAGAGGAGCCAUAUACACUCUCAUGGCCUCGUCUUCAUCUCCCGGAACCUCAGGUCUUUGUAAUGGAGGAUUAACAGCAGUUGAACUUCCAAUGAAGAUGGAGGAUUCUGGUCAAGAGGCAGCAGCACCUUUGCCAAAAGACAAAAAGGAUGUUACAGAAAAGAUGGAUGGAAAGCAAAGUUCUGAGGAAAACCUGUUAACGGUUGAGCUGGAUAAUUGCUCUGGUUUACCUUGUGCAGAUACCAAUGUCUUAUUGGACACAGAUAAUUGCCAAGAAAAAGAAGUGUGUCCAAGGUGUGGGAAAACACUUCGAGAUGGAUCGGGAUUUUGUGACUGUUGUGAAAGCCCUGCUGGAGGGAAACAAGAUGAAAGCAGGCAACACUCCGGGAGGACCCUUCCGCCUCCUUUACAUGAAAGAAUACAAGAAGGAGGGGAAAUGUACAAAUGUACUGAAUGUGCAGAAAGCUUCAGUACAAGCCGCUCUCUUGCACUGCAUAAAAAGAUUCACAAAGCAGAGGAGCCACACAAAUGUCUGGAUUGUGGAAGGACCUUCAGGCAGAAAAAUCAUCUCAGUUCACAUAAGAGAGUCCAUAAGGGGAAGAAACCUUAUACAUUCCUGAACUGUGGAAAGAGCUUCAGUCAAAAAGGUCAUCUUAAGUCACACAAGAGGAUCCACACAGGAAAAAAACCAUUUCAAUGCCUGCAGUGUGGAAAGAGCUUCAAUUACUCUUCACACCUUACUGCCCAUAACAGAAUCCACACGGGGGAGAAGCCCUUUCAAUGCCCGCAGUGUGGAAAGUGUUUUGCCCGUUUUGAUAGCUUGCAGGUCCACGAACGGACCCACACAGGGGAGAAACCAUACAAAUGUCUGGAGUGUGGAAAGAGUUUCGGUGAUUCCAGCCGCUUAACUUCCCAUAGAAGAAUCCACACUGGGGAGAAACCAUAUGAAUGUCGCACUUGUGGGAAGAACUUCAGUAGAAAAUAUAACUAUAUCGUACAUAGCAGGACCCACACUGGGGAGAAACCCUUUCAAUGCUUGCAGUGUGGAAAGUGUUUUGCCCGUUCUCAUAGCUUGCAUGCCCACGAACGGACCCACACAGGGGUGAAACCAUACAAAUGUCUGGAGUGUGGAAAGAGCUUCGGUGAUUCCAGCCGCUUAACUUCCCAUAGAAGAAUCCACACUGGAGAGAAACCAUAUCAAUGCGCUGAGUGUGGGAAGCGCUUCAGUCAAACACGUCUCCUUAUUCUCCAUAAAAGGAGAAUCCACAGUGGAGAGAAACCAUAUCAAUGCACCGAGUGUGGGAAGUGCUUCAGUACUCAACCGGAUCUUACUGUCCAUAAAAGGAUCCACACAGGUGAAAAGCCUUAUAAGUGCACCGAAUGCAGCAAAUGCUUCACUGAUUUGAGUUCUCUCUCUCGCCACAGAAGCGUCCACACUGGGGAGAAACCACAUGAAUGCCACAGGUGUGGAAAGAGCUUCAAUAGAAGAUAUUGCUAUAUUGUACAUAGCAGGACCCACACUGGGGAGAAACCAUAUCAAUGCCACAGGUGUGGAAAGAGCUUCAAUAGAAGAUAUUGCUAUAUUGUACAUAGCAGGACCCACACUGGGGAGAAACCAUAUCAAUGCCACAGGUGUGGAAAGAGCUUCAAUAGAAGAUAUUGCUAUAUUAUCAAGGAGGCUUGGAGCUCAGUGGCUGGGAAACCAGCGGGAAGAAAAGGGGGCGAUCCCUCCCAGGUGCUGUUGUUUCGGGGAGUUGUUCUGGACGAGCCUCCUCCGGAAAGAGUAUCAGCUGGUGAUGAAUGGGAGAUGGAGGAUUCUGGCCAAGAGGCAACAGCACCGUUGCCGAAAGACAAAAAGGAAGUUGCAGAAAAGAUGGAUGGAAAGCAAAGUUCUGAGGAAAACCAGUUAAUGGUUGAGCAGGAGUAUUUGUCUAGUUUCCCACGUGCAGAUACCCAUGUCUUAUUGGACGCAGAUGAUUGCCAAGAAAAAGAAGUGUGUCCAAGGUGUGGGAAAACACUUCGAGAUGAAUUGGGAAUUUGUGACUGUUGUGAAAUAUUUGCUGGAGAGAAACAAGAUGAAAGCAGGCAACACUCCGGAAGGACCCUUCCGCCUCCUUUACAUGAAAGAAUACAAGAAGGAGGGGAAAUGUACAAAUGUACGGAGUGUGCAGAAAGCUUCAGUACAAGCCGCUCUCUUGCAUUGCAUAAAAAAAUUCACAAAGCAGAGGAGCCACACAAACGUCUGGAUUGUGGAAGGACCUUCAGGCAGAAAAAUCAUCUGAGUUCACAUAAGAGGGUCCACGAAGAGAGGAAGCAGCAUCAAUGCAUCACCUGUGGAAAGACCUUUGGAAACAGAACCUCCCUUACUUCCCAUCAAACCAUCCAUAGAGAGGAGAGGUUGCAUCAACUCAGGGAGAGGAGAACAAGGUUUACUCAGAGCAAUGAACUGAAAAGCGCCACUGGAACCAUGAUCCAUACAGGGGAAAAGCCAUAUCAUUGCACUGUGUGCAGAAAGAGCUUUGCACAAAAAGGCAAUUUCAAUUUACAUCAGAGGAUCCACGCCGGAGGGAAACUGUAUAAAUGCACAGAGUGUGGAAAAUGCUUCAAAGCCCCCGGUGCCCUUACUUCCCAUAAGAGGAUUCACACGGGGGAGAAACCCUAUGAAUUCUUGGAGUGUGGAAAAAUCUUCAAUAGACGUGAUACACUAACUAAAUGUAAUAGGAUGCAUAUAGGGGAGAAACCUUAUAAAUGCCUGCACUGUGGAAAGAGCUUCAUUCAAAAAAGUCAUCUUAAGUCCCACGAGAAGAUCCACACAGGAAAAAAACCAUUUCAAUGCACGGAAUGUGGAAAGAGCUUCCGUUUCUCAUCAAAAUUUAAUGCUCAUUGCAGAAUCCACACAGGGGAGAAGCCCUUUCAAUGUUUGCAGUGUGGAAAGUGUUUUGCCCGUUCUGAUAGCUUGCAUGCCCACAAACAGACCCACUCAGAGGAGAGUCCAUACAAAUGCCUGGAGUGUGGAAAGAGCUUCGGUUAUUCCAGCAACUUAACUUCCCAUAGGAGAAUCCACAGUGGAGAGAAACCAUAUCAAUGCACCGAGUGUGGGAAGUGCUUCACUACUCAACAGAAUCUUACUGUCCAUAAAAGGAUCCACACAGGUGAAAAGCCUUAUAAGUGCACCGAAUGUAGCAAAUGCUUCACUGAUUUGGGUUCUCUCUCUUGCCACAGAAGCGUCCACUCUGGGGGGAAACCACAUGAAUGCCACAGGUGUGGAAAGAGCUUCAAUAGAAGAUAUUGCUAUAUUGUACAUAGCAGGACCCACACUGGGGAGAAACCAUAUCAGUGCCAGGAAUGUGAAAAACGCUUCCAUGAUUCUCAAGCACUGACAAUCCAUAAAAGGAUUCAUACAGGGGAGAAACCCUAUAAAUGCACGGAAUGUGGCAUGAGUUUCAGAAAAAGUAGUUUUCUUGGUAUCCACAAGAGGAUCCACACUGGAGAGAAACCAUAUACAUGUUACGAAUGCGGAAAAAGCUUUAAUGAAAGUAAUUCACUCAGGAUCCAUAGAAGACUUCACUCAGGGGAGAAACCCUAUAAAUGCACGGAAUGUGGCAUGAGUUUCAGAAAAAGUAGUUUUCUUGGUAUCCACAAGAGGAUCCACACUGGAGAGAAACCAUAUACAUGUUACGAAUGCGGAAAAAGCUUUAAUGAAAGUAAUUCACUCAGGAUCCAUAGAAGACUUCACUCAGGGGAG